GAUUAGCUUUCGGGAAGCGUCAAAGGAACAUGUCCGCGCGCUUUUUUAAACAUAUCUCUGACCGCACGGAGAUAAAACGUGUGACUUCCAGCUUCAAAGCGAUCGCGAUAGAUUUGAACGAGCUAUCAGAAGCAUGGGGCAUUUUUCUUGGCAUUUUUCACAGUGCUGGCUCUGAUCGUAAAGCAAGAAAGACAGCUCGGUAGCUGGAUGGAUCGUUCACGCAUCUUUCAUAACCCGGCAGUGCCUUCGGUGCCAUACGGUAUGCGUGGGCGAAGCUUGUGCCUUACACUCCUGUUGUUGUGCAGCUUCAUUUGUCCCUUAUACGCAGCAACGAAUGACGGAAAAGGACCGGAGGAGCAGGGAAGUGGGCAAGUGGCACUCGUCCACGAAGCGGACGUCGUCUCCCGUGUCCGAUCUCUGGUCCGCGACUUGGUGCCAGCACCGACCGCGGUCUCAGCGUCGCAGCGCUCCGUGGCCGGCCGGCUAGUGCUCGAGUCCCUGGUGUUCCUGGCGGUUCUAGCGACCAGUAUGACACUCUUCCCGGGCUGGUAUUCCGUGUUGGUGGCGGUGUCGGCGCUAUUCUCCCUCUACGAGUCGGCAACCACGGCGGUAGCAGUCACGCCAGUAUUCACGGCCAGGGGAGACUUGACUCCGAUGAACGUCACCGACACCAAUUGCCAGGUGCAGCUGCUGUGCGAGGUGACCCGGAUGACACGCGCCAGGUUCCCGGUGGUGGCGACGCUUCUCAAAUCAGCGGCCAGGGGCGACCACAGGGGCGGCCCCUUCGUGCAGGCCAUACUGGCGGGGCUCAGCCGCGUCGACUGCGCCACGCUGUUCGGCUGUCCGCGUCACCGCAUCGAGCCUUUGCUCGCGAGGCAAGCCUCGACGAUAGCGUCCGAUAGUUCGUGCCCCGCAUAUAUAACCGCUCGCUUUUUCCAGCCGAACUUGUUCCUCAGCGCGUGCCUGCCGCACCAUCGAGCUGCUUCCUUCCUAAUCAAGGACUGUUUUAAACCUCCUUGUUCCUAAUCAUAUUCCCUAAGCACGACUGGACCUUUUGAACACGAGCUCGUGCUGUUCUUAGGGCCGAGGUGGAGCAUUGCAAUUUACCGCAUUGAAUGACACGUUCACGGCGCUAACUACGGGUUGUUAUAUACAGCAAAAAGUAAAACUCACUGUUCAUAAUCUGCUGUCCACAUGCUUAAUUUCUUUGUCGUUUCGCACUGGCUCGACAAAGUUACGUGUUAAUUACCCUCGAAUUUUGACUCGCGUUCGUCUGAGCGCGCGAGGCCUUUUGCGCUUUCCGAGGCCUAAUUCACUUAGAACCUAUGACCAAUUGGGGGCUCUCAGACAUCUGAAGCCUGGGCCUUCGAGGGGAAAGAAAACAACAAUAAGAAAAAAGACACAAGAAACACGCUGAUGUACAAAUUGCACUUCCCCAAAAGGCAGGAACAAGUUGUAAGAACUUUAGCAGAAAUGUAAAAAAAAAAAAUGAAAAAAGAAAUUCAGAUUCAACGUAUAGAUUUAGAAUCUGUCUGAGACGAAGCUUUUGUGUAGCAUUUAACUGCUACAAAGGUGUUCAACGCGUUUUACAACAUAGCGAUUACUGAGUGCCUGCCCUGCAAAUAUAAGCAAGACGCGGAGACUUCCACCACGUGACCGCGGAUUACAAUGCCUCUGGGAUAGAUCCACUUUUCAUCAUGCCAUCUGCUGUAUCAGCCCAGCUUGCUAUUGGACUAUCUCCAGCACCGGCCUUAUUCGGCAAGAAGCCGAGCGAGUAGACGCGUCGAACACGUACCGGGAAAGAAGUCAUAGAAAGAUUCACUUUAAUAAAGAAAUUAUGCGUUUGAA
Dermacentor silvarum is the source of this 1848-nucleotide messenger RNA. RefSeq lists its product as uncharacterized. NCBI's taxonomy places the organism in Eukaryota, Metazoa, Arthropoda, Arachnida, Ixodida, Ixodidae. The coding region runs from base 208 to 1026 and encodes 272 amino acids. The transcript has 3 exons. The record is from RefSeq and is a predicted model, not a curated record.